UGUUCUUGAGGCGGGGACUCUGGGGCUGGGCUUGAGGCAAAGGGAGGACGGAGGCCCGGCCCUCUCUGCUCAGCGCAGGCCUGGUUUCCCUGCUCCUUCUGGUGCUAGGCCUCCCUCGCCUUCGUCAUCAUGGCCUCCGUCGCAGCCGCAGCCUCGGCCGCCAAGAAGCUGGUGGUGAAGCAUGUGACGGUGAUCGGGGGAGGCCUGAUGGGGGCAGGCAUCGCCCAGAUUGCUGCAGCCACUGGCCACACGGUGAUAUUAGUGGAUCAGUCAGAUGAAAUAUUAAAUAAAUCCAAGAAAGGAAUUCAAGACAGUCUGAAAAAAUUGACAAAGAAAAAGUUUGCAGACAAACCUGAGGCUGGUGCAGAGUUCAUUGAAAAAACUUUGAAGAAUAUCACCACAAGCACAGAUCCAGUUUCUGUUGUACAUAGUACUGACCUUGUAGUGGAGGCCAUUGUGGAAAAUCUUUCAGCAAAAAAUGAACUCUUCAAGACACUGGAUAAGUUUGCACCAGAGCAUACAAUAUUUGCUAGCAACACUUCUUCCUUGCCAAUCACAGAUAUAGCCAAUGCUACUACCAGGCAGGACCGGUUCGGUGGCCUCCAUUUCUUUAAUCCAGUGCCUCUGAUGAAACUUGUUGAGGUUGUCAAGACCCCUAUGACCAGCCAGAAGACUUUUGAGUCUCUCAUGGAUUUCAGCAAAAUAUUAGGGAAGAUUCCAGUAGCAUGCAAGGACACCCCAGGCUUUAUUGUGAACAGGCUCCUUGUACCUUACCUUAUGGAAUCUGUUCGGCUCUUUGAAAGGGGAGAUGCAUCAAAGGAAGAUAUUGAUGUUGCUAUGAAGCUGGGGGCAGGCUAUCCCAUGGGCCCAUUUGAACUCUUGGACUAUGUUGGCUUGGAUACGAGUAAAUUUAUUAUGGAUGGGUGGCAUUCAUUAGAGCCAGACAACCCCCUCUUUGCUCCAAGCUCAUUGCUGAAUCAACUGGUAGAUGAGAAGAAAUUGGGAAAGAAGACUGGUGAAGGAUUUUACCAAUACAAAUAAACCGUAUUUUUCUUGCCUGCAUGAGGACAAUUCCUUUGCCACUUCAUAUUUCUAUACUGUGCUUGGAAUUCUGCUUAAUCGGGGCCUUAAAAAUCAGUCCUUGUUGACUGCAGUGUCUUCACAGGAAUUGUUUUUUUCUUGGCUAAUGAUUUAUUCCUUUGAUCUGUAAUUCUUAGAACUUUACACUCUCAAGUGCCUUUCUUCUUAAGCUGCCUUUUGUUUAGGCUGAAGACACUGUCUCAAACACAAAACAAGGUUUGGAGUAUUGGUUCUUAUCAGAAUGUUGAACCAUGAAACAUUUUAAUGCAAAUAAAAAGAGUAUCAGGAUCACCUGGAAAUGGAAUAAAUUACUUUUAAUUUGCAUUGAUUUUGAUCCAGUAGGUGGCAGCAUGAUACUUACGAAUUUAUAGCUGGAAUAGGAAUUUUGUAUGUCAACCAUAGUAUUUUUAUUCAAUGCCAAAAUAUGUGCACUGGUGUAAAUAAAUCAGCAUCUAUAUUACA
Molecule: messenger RNA, 1542 nt
Organism: Sceloporus undulatus (fence lizard)
Lineage: Eukaryota; Metazoa; Chordata; Lepidosauria; Squamata; Phrynosomatidae
Gene: HADH
Product: hydroxyacyl-CoA dehydrogenase
Exons: 8
Coding region: 130-1041 (303 amino acids)
Biological process (GO): fatty acid beta-oxidation
Cellular component (GO): mitochondrion
Molecular function (GO): NAD+ binding; (3S)-3-hydroxyacyl-CoA dehydrogenase (NAD+) activity
Source: RefSeq, a predicted model, not a curated record